CCGUGGAAAGUACAAAAGCAGGGGCCAGGGCAGUCGCUCAGCAGUGACGUUGCACGCAGCAAGUGGUGAAGUCGUGCGCGCCCUUGUUCCUUCCUCUUUCUCGUCUCCAUCUUCGGCGUAGUGGCAGCAGCGGCGGUGGUUCAGUCGCCAACAUGCAGCUCUUUGUCCGCGCCCAGGAACUACACACCCUCGAGGUGACCGGUGAGGAGACCGUCGCCCAAAUCAAGGCCCAUGUAGCGUCGCGGGAAGGCAUCGCCCCGGAAGAUCAAGUCGUGCUCCUGGCAGGCACGCCCCUGGAGGAUGAGGCUACCUUGGGCCAGUGUGGGGUGGAGGCCCUGACCACUCUGGAAGUAGCCGGCCGCAUGCUUGGAGGUAAAGUCCAUGGUUCCCUGGCCCGUGCUGGGAAAGUGAGAGGUCAGACCCCCAAGGUGGCCAAACAGGAGAAGAAGAAGAAGAAGACGGGCCGGGCCAAGCGGCGGAUGCAAUACAACAGGCGUUUUGUCAACGUCGUGCCCACCUUUGGCAAGAAGAAGGGCCCCAAUGCCAACUCUUAAGUCCGUUGUAAACUUGGCUUUCUCUAAUAAAGCCACUUUGUCCACUCA
Choloepus didactylus (southern two-toed sloth) is the source of this 602-nucleotide messenger RNA. RefSeq names its product FAU ubiquitin like and ribosomal protein S30 fusion (gene FAU). Gene Ontology annotation, biological process: translation. Bases 153 to 554 code for a protein of 133 amino acids. The record is from RefSeq and is a predicted model, not a curated record. Gene Ontology annotation, cellular component: cytosolic small ribosomal subunit; ribosome. Gene Ontology annotation, molecular function: protein binding; structural constituent of ribosome. The transcript is spliced from 5 exons. Lineage: Eukaryota; Metazoa; Chordata; Mammalia; Pilosa; Megalonychidae.